AUGAUCGCUCCUGUAGGCCAACCAGUGCCCGAUACGCCUCAUGCUGUGAGUGUCUCACUGCCGACAUGGAAAGCAAAUGUUGGUUACGAAGAAGGUGAAGACUGGGUGAUCUCGGCCAUGCAGACAGGAUAUCCACGCUUCUUCGUUCAUCUUACUAUCCAGGAAUUGGAAAGGGAAGUGCUCAGUCAGUAUGGCAAGGAGGGCGAACGAGUCACUUUGUUCCCAUCGAGAAGGGCAGCUCGAAGAUGCUACGACUUCUUCCGUGACAAGCGACCGGAGCUGGAUGGAGUGCGCCUUCUUCAUCUAGAGCCAGACGACAGUAAAGGUAAAGCUGUUGGUCCUCAAAAUUCGUCGCAUCACGACUUGUUCAGCAAGGGUCCAAAACGAUAUCAAAGGGGCGCUUCACAGCACAGCUUCAGCUAUCCCGACGAGCUGCCUGCGACGAACGGCGCUAAAACCAACGGACAUGCCGAAUCACAAGACUUUGCACAGUUUGUCGAGGAGCGCUUCGGCAGGAAUCUCAAUGCUCAGUUAGCAACCAAGGCGAAACUUGCCGUCAGGAGAAGGAUUGCUGGCUGUCUGACGACGAACGUUGAGCUCGAAGAUGGCCUUGAAGCCUCAAAUUCCGAUCAAAAACAGGAAGAACAGCAGCUGGAUGUACCAGAAGCAAGGCUGAGAAAUGUAUCUGAGAGCGACGUCUACCUAUAUCCAACUGGCAUGAGCUCUAUCUUUGAAGCGCAUCAAUCGGCUAUGGCAAUCUCUCAAAAGCGAACGGGACAGAGACUACGCAGCAUUUGUUUCGGCUUCCCUUAUAUUGACACACUAAAGGUGCUUGAAAAAUGGGGUCCUGGGGCACUUUUCUAUGGGAAAGGUGUCGAAGAAGAUCUCGAUGACCUCGAAAGACGUCUCGAAAGUGGUGAACGCUUUGCGUCCCUGUUUACAGAAUUCCCAAGCAAUCCUUUACUCAGAUCACCUGACCUUGCACGUAUAAGGCAGCUGGCGGACAAGUACGACUUUGCUGUGGUGAUAGACGAGACCGUGGGCAACUACAUCAACAUUAAUGUCCUACCAUAUGCAGACAUCAUCGUCAGCAGCUUAACGAAAAUUUUCAGUGGUGACAGCAACGUCAUGGGCGGCAGUCUUGUCCUCAAUUCCAAGUCUAAUCUCUACUCAGACUUCAAGCAGCAAUUCGACCAACAGUACGAAGACGAUUACUGGGCGGUCGAUGCGAUAUUCAUGGAACGCAACUCGAGAGAUUAUAUUGGAAGAAUAAUACGGAUCAAUACCAAUGCCGAAAUCAUGACCAACGAGUUGCAAAAAUCGUCCUUGGUGAAAGAGGUCUAUUAUCCAGCUCUUGUGCCGUCUCGAAAAUACUACGAUGCAUGCAAGACUACCGACGGAGGUUAUGGUGGGCUUUUCUCAGUGACUUUCCACAAUCCAGAACACGCUCACCAAUUUUUCGACAACCUGCAAAUACAGAAAGGACCAAGUCUUGGCACGAACUUUACGCUCUCUUGUCCUUUUGUCCUAAUUGCGCACUACAACGAGCUAGACUGGGCCAGAAGUAUGGGUGUAGAUCCAGAUCUGGUGCGCGUAUCAGUUGGUCUAGAGAAUGCGGAGGAGCUCAAGAGAAUCUGCCGUAAUGCUUUGGUUGACAUACAAUAA
Messenger RNA from Lithohypha guttulata, 1665 nucleotides. RefSeq names its product Cystathionine gamma-synthase (gene STR2). The transcript is spliced from 3 exons. The coding region runs from base 1 to 1665 and encodes 554 amino acids. Gene Ontology annotation, molecular function: pyridoxal phosphate binding; cystathionine gamma-synthase activity. The record is from RefSeq and is a predicted model, not a curated record. NCBI's taxonomy places the organism in Eukaryota, Fungi, Ascomycota, Eurotiomycetes, Chaetothyriales, Trichomeriaceae. Gene Ontology annotation, biological process: transsulfuration.